Molecule: messenger RNA, 1104 nt
Organism: Malassezia japonica
Lineage: Eukaryota; Fungi; Basidiomycota; Malasseziomycetes; Malasseziales; Malasseziaceae
Exons: 1
Coding region: 1-1104 (367 amino acids)
Source: RefSeq, a predicted model, not a curated record
AUGGACAAAGGGAAGCAGGCGUCGGGCAGUGGCGGCGCACGCAAGGCGGCGGGCGCCGGCAUUGGCGACGAGCUACGUAGUAUGCUUGCGGACCAAGGCAAAGGCACGAGCAGCGCCGCCGGCGGCGCGAUGAUGCAGGAGGCGAUGCGCGAUAUGCAGAUCAGCGACGCGCCCGCGUCGUCUGCCGGCAAGUUCCGCGAGACGAAUACGCGCUCGCGCACGCCUACGGCGCUCGACGCAGAGUACUCUGCAUUCCAAGGGCGUGAGCCGGUGACGGACCGUAUCGCGCCGAAUGCCAAUGUCGACUUUAUGGAAAAAGCAUGGCACUCGUCCGUGGCGCCGGCGCCGGCGCCGCAGCCUGCCGCGCAAGUGCCGCAGCCGGCCGCGCAGCCGACGCAGCCUGUCGCGCAGCCGACGCCCGCGCGUGCUCCGGACCUGCAGGCCGAUGCAAGCAACUUCCUCUCGGCCCUCAACGCCGAGGCGCCCGAGCCGGACGCCAUCGACCAGCCCCAAGCGCCGGUGCUGAACGUGGCGCUGAUCGACGAGUGGCGCCCUCCCUCGCCGUCGCACGGCUCGGUGAUGAGCCACGAGCAGUACGCGAUGCACGAGCGCCUCGCGAUGCUGCAGACGGGCGUGAACACCGAGCAGCCCUACCGCCAGGCGGAAGGUAUCGCGCCUCCUGCCGACGACGCCGCGCUGAGCGAAGGCGUCUAUGCCCCGACGCCCCAAGCGGCGCUCGCGAACGUGUGGGAUGCGCAGCAGGCGCGUGCCGCGCAUGUCCAGCAGUUCCGUGAGGACGAAAAGACGAAGCCUAUUAGCGGCCCGUCCUAUACCAAGAUCCGGGGCCAGGAGGUGGUCGACAAGCUGCGUGGGUGGCUCGUCCGCGAGGGCUACACUGGUGAGGUGUACGGCCUGCCGCCGAUGGUGAUGCGCACGUUUGGCGAGGCGACCGCCGAGGCGAACAAUGAGCAGGACGAGGAGCGCCGCGCCAAGGCGAUCCGCCGCCUCGAUGCCUUGUACCGCCACCUGUCUGCGCCGUCGCACACCUCGCGCGGUCCUGCGGAUAUGGUCAUGGAAGAUUGGCUACAAAAACAUAGCGAGUAG